CCUCUCUCUUUCUCUCUAUUUUCUCUCUCUACAUAUACAUACACACUGGUCUGUAUAUAUAACCCAUCAUACAACAUACCCAAAUCCUUUUAUAUCCCGUGAUACUGUUGAUUUUAAAUCUGCAAAAGAAAAAGAAAAAAAUGGAGCUUCAUUUGAGCCUUGCUCUUUCUUCAUCGUCUUCAUCUGCAUCUUGUUCUUCAGAGUUUGAUCUGAUCAACUGCAACAACACUUACGCUCCUGAAUCUAAAAUCCCAAUUCAUCAUUUGAAGAGGAAACAAGACGAUGAUGAUGAUGAUCUUCAUGUUCUUCAAACGCUACCUCUUCUUGUCUGGAACAAUUUCUGCAACAAAACCCAGAUGAAUGAACAACUCCAUGAUCAUGAUGAUAAUGAUGAUGAUGGUGAAGUUCAGUCGAAUUCCAUCUUUGUUCAUCACAGAGAUGAUGGUGGUGUGAUUGGGUGGCCACCGCUGAAAUCAUGUAGAAAGAAGUUCUGCCACCCAAAAACCUCUAACCACGGUGGUGGUGGAGGUGGCGGAGGGUCAAAGUCAAUGUACGUUAAGGUGCAUAUGGAAGGCAUGGGAAUUGCAAGAAAAGUUGACCUAAGUUUACACCAUUCAUACCAAACCCUUGUGCACACUUUAGCCAACAUGUUCGGAAAAUCUUACGAAGAUGUGAAACUCACCUACCAAGACAAAGAAGGAGAUUGGUUACUUGCUGGUGAUGUUCCUUGGGGAUCGUUCAUCGAGACAAUUCAACGAACUCCUCAUCUGAAUCUGGAAUCUGAUCUGAUUCCCACACUACCAUCCUCUAUCUAUUGUAUCUCAAAUCACCAUUCCUACACCACCGUCGUUGAUUUUCUUCACACAUCACCAUCUACAAUCUGUUUCAAAUGCCACUUUUAUGAAACCCUGACACCGCCACCCUUCUCACAGGGCUUGACGAAGAACUGUUGGAGUGAAGCUUGUGACGCCGACGAUUCAACAUCAUCGCCACCACCAGUCUCAGCCACCGCCUUCCUCCGACGUUCCCUCUCAGAUGUAGAAAAGAGUCUCCUUUGUGGAGAACCGACAGAGCGAAGAUGGUUUUCUAAUUCAAACCUCGACCAGAAGACGGAGUUGAUCGAUGAGAUCGAAGAGGGAGAUAUUGAGAGGCUUCCUGGUUGCUUCUAUUCCGACCUCGAACAUACUCUCGCUCCCUCUGUACCCCUAAAUCUAGACAUCAGCCACCAGUUCUCACAAACCCAACAAUUUGGUUUCAAGAAGAGUCUAACAUAA
Molecule: messenger RNA, 1274 nt
Organism: Lactuca virosa
Lineage: Eukaryota; Viridiplantae; Streptophyta; Magnoliopsida; Asterales; Asteraceae
Source: the annotation of a GenBank genome assembly